This is a messenger RNA of Stomoxys calcitrans (stable fly), 426 nucleotides long. RefSeq names its product collagen alpha-1(I) chain-like. Bases 1 to 426 code for a protein of 141 amino acids. The transcript is spliced from 2 exons. The record is from RefSeq and is a predicted model, not a curated record. Lineage: Eukaryota; Metazoa; Arthropoda; Insecta; Diptera; Muscidae.
AUGAAGACACACUCGUUGCUUUGGAUUUUGGUACUUGGUUUUAUUCUAACAUCUGGACAAAUCAUUGCCCAAAUUGGACCUCCCGGUCUACCAGGGCCGCCUGGUUUACCUGGAUUACAGGGACCAAAUGGGGAGCCUGGCGAUCGAGGAUCUGAAGGAAGACUUGGUCCCCCCGGACCGCCUGGUCAAAAUGGCAGUCGUGGCAGAACCGGUCCAGCCGGUCUCAUAGGACCCUCUGGUGUUUCUGGGCAAAGAGGGCCAAGGGGCUAUGAAGGAGAACGGGGCCCUGACGGGCCAGUUGGACCCGAGGGUACUGCAGGUCCUCCUGGACCAGUAGGUCCAGCAGCAGCCCCGGCAGCUGCCGCUGCAGCUAAAAGAAGACAUCGGAACCGAAAUCGUGGGGAUUAUUACUGGGGGGACUUGUGA